Colletotrichum navitas is the source of this 454-nucleotide messenger RNA. RefSeq lists its product as uncharacterized. NCBI's taxonomy places the organism in Eukaryota, Fungi, Ascomycota, Sordariomycetes, Glomerellales, Glomerellaceae. The transcript has a single exon. Bases 151 to 393 code for a protein of 80 amino acids. The record is from RefSeq and is a predicted model, not a curated record.
GACGAUGAUGAAGGCCAACAGGCGACAAGCAGGGAGGUUUAUCUCUCGAAGGGCCUCCAGCAAAGACUGCACAAAGCACACCCACACAUAGGCGUCCUUGUGUGCCGUGGAGAGUGAGAAGACUGAGGAAAGAGAAUCGUGCCAUUGGGUAUGAGGCAUUGGCUUGGCUGGCUGGCUGGCUGCUUCUCGAUCAAUUGCAUUUGGCUGUGGGCUUGGGUAGGGUGUCUCAGUAGAACAAGCGGGAAAACAGCAACUCUGUGCGACAGCAUGGGCCUUCCAUCACUGGACGGACAUGGCCCAAGCAGUGACUGUUGUCGGGGUCUGGCCAGAGACACUGAAGGAGCGGACGCGGUUGUCGUUCGUCGUGGAGGCCAGCCACAAGGCGUUUGGUAGUGUACAUGUGAAUGUGGUGUAUCCGUAUGUAGCCGCACACUGGGUUGCAGGAAAGGAUGGG